GGGGCAGGGGAGCUUCCAGAGAGGCCCGUGACCAGGCCAUGAGGAUGCUGGGGCUAGCAACCAAAAGCCGCUGGACCCUGCAACCCUGCCAGGCACCACAGAGGCAGAGAGAAUGAUGAGUGAGAGGAGAGUGGCAGUGGAUUUGCCCGCUGCAGCUAACUCCAACAUGCCCCUGCAGAGGCACAGGGUGUCCCUCAGGGGGACACGAUCUCCAUCCUCCCUGGAGAGCCCCCCAGCAUCCAGGACCAGUGCUGCGGGUAGCCUCAUCCGUGCGCCUGGAGUCUAUGUAGGAGUAGCACCCAGUGGGUGCGUAGGUGGCCUGGGUGCCCGAGUGACGCGCCGGGCCCUGGGCAUCAGCAGUGUCUUCCUCCAGGGCCUGCGGAGUUCAGGCCUUGCCUCGGUGCCUGCUCCCAGCCCAGAAAGGGAUCAUGCUGCUGUUGAAGACCUGGGGGGCUGCCUAGUGGAAUACAUGGCCAAGGUGCAUGCUCUGGAACAAGUCAGCCAGGAGCUGGAAACACAACUGCGGGCUCACCUGGAGAGCAAGGCCAAGCGCUCCGGAGGCUGGGAUGCCCUCCGAGCCUCCUGGGCCAGCAGCUACCAGCAGGUGGGAGAGGCUGUCUUGGAAAAUGCCCGGAUUAUGCUGCAGAUGGAGACGACCCAAGCUGGCGCGGAUGACUUUAAAGAGAGAUAUGAAAAUGAGCAGCCGUUCCGGAAAGCAGCAGAAGAGGAAGUAAGCUCUCUGUACAGAGUCAUUGAUGAAGCUAAUUUGACAAAGACGGAUCUGGAGCAUCAGAUAGAAAGCCUGAAAGAAGAACUGGGCUUCCUGUCCCGGAGCUAUGAAGAGGAUGUGAAGGUUCUGUACAAACAGCUGUCAGGGUCUGAGCUGGAGCAAACAGAUGUUCCCAUGGGCACUGGUCUGGACGAUGUCCUUGAGACAAUCCGAAUUCAGUGGGAGAGAGAUGUGGAAAAGAAUCGAGCAGAAGCAGGAGCCUUGCUCCAAGCUAAGCAACAGACAGAAGUGGUCCAUGUAUCCCAGACCCAAGAGGAAAAGCUGGCUGCUGCCCUCAGUGUAGAGUUACACGACACUUCAUGCCAGGUCCAGAGUCUCCAGGCUGAGAUGGAAUCUUUACGGGCUCUGAAACGAGGCCUAGAAAACACCUUGCAUGAUGCCAAGCAUUGGCAUGACAUGGAGCUGCAGAACCUGGGUGCUGUGGUGGGCAGGCUGGAGGCAGAGCUGGCAGAGAUCCGCUCGGAGACGGAGCAGCAACAGCAGGAGCGGGCACACCUGCUGGCAUGCAAGAGCCAACUGCAGAAGGAUGUGGCAUCCUACCAUGCCCUGCUGGACAGAGAGGAGAGCAACUGACGGGAAAAACAAAAAUAACUUCCUUCUUCCACAAAGACAACUACCUUCUUCAGCAGCCCACCAGCGAGGAUGCUUGAGGAACUUCCGUCGCUGCUGGAUCCCCCGGUUGACUCAGCCGGAGCUGGAAAGCUUCCUGGGAGUGGAGAGGGCCCUUCUGCUCUCAUUUAGGUAGUCUGUAGUUUGAACAACCUAGGCCUCUCCAAAUAAAUGCUUUGUGUGCA
Messenger RNA from Peromyscus maniculatus bairdii (prairie deer mouse), 1584 nucleotides. It is a transcript of the gene Bfsp2, whose product is annotated as beaded filament structural protein 2. The record is from RefSeq and is a predicted model, not a curated record. Gene Ontology annotation, cellular component: intermediate filament; cytoskeleton. Gene Ontology annotation, molecular function: structural molecule activity. Lineage: Eukaryota; Metazoa; Chordata; Mammalia; Rodentia; Cricetidae. Gene Ontology annotation, biological process: intermediate filament organization.